Anguilla rostrata (American eel) is the source of this 3131-nucleotide messenger RNA. RefSeq names its product ras-like protein family member 10B. The transcript is spliced from 4 exons. Gene Ontology annotation, molecular function: GTPase activity; GTP binding. The record is from RefSeq and is a predicted model, not a curated record. Lineage: Eukaryota; Metazoa; Chordata; Actinopteri; Anguilliformes; Anguillidae. The coding region runs from base 612 to 1298 and encodes 228 amino acids.
GACUGAUGCAUUUGUAAAACAGGUUUGGGAAUUGGUAGGCUACCACGGUAGUCAACGGUGACGGCAAGAAGUUAAUUUGUAAAGGCAACACGAUUGCAUUUGACGAUAAACUGCCUUAUUUGAGCUGUGCGGCUACGUGUGCUGUCACAUCUCAUCCACACUCUGAGCCUUUUCGGAUGCUGUGAAGGUUGCCGAAUUGUCAUUUCACGCAGACGAGGCUCCUGGCGUAGCCAAUGUUUUUCCAUUCUUUCUUACGCGGAGGCAUUGAUUUUCGUCUUGUGCAAGCUGACGGGCGUUUUGACCCUGUGAUGUGUCGGUGUUCUCUCGCGGAAAAGAGGGGGAUGUUUUCACAGUGUACCUCGCUCUUGCCACCUGAGCCACUUAUCUGCGGGCGCGAGGCGAACGAAUUGAACUCAAGCAGAGCUUCCUCUGGUCAAUAACGCAGGUGGAUCUGCGGAGCACUGGAAUCCACAACGCACACUGAUCUGAGCGUCUGACCUGCGCUUUACAAGAAACCCGGGGGGUGUUGGCCUAUGAAUGGGACCGCACCGUGCCCGCUGCCGCCGCCUCUGCCCCUGCUGCGACUAUGAGGCUCCCGGGCGCCAUCUUGAAUGCACUGGCCCGUGGCUUGCGAGAACAGGGAGGGCGGGGCGGGGGGCAGAGGGCGGGGCGGGGGCGGCGGGGGCGCGUCGCCGCCCUUCCGGAUCGCGGUGCUCGGGGCGCAGGGCGUGGGGAAGACCGCCAUCGUGCGCCGCUUCCUCUGCGAUGACUACCGCGAGGCGCCCUCGCCCGGCCGCGCCCGCCGCGUCUACCUGUCGGCCGCCGUCCUCAACGGGCACGUGCACGACCUCCAGAUCACCGACUACCCCGCCAUCCCCGCCUUCCCCGGGAGCAGCCUGCAGGAAUGGACCGACUCCUGUUGCCGAGGCAUCCGCAGCGCCCACGUCUACAUCCUGGUCUACGACAUCUGCUGCUUCGACAGCUUCGAAUACGUCAAGACCAUGCGCCAGCAGAUCCUAGAGACCAGGGUGCUGGGCACGGCGGAGACGCCCAUCCUGAUCGUGGGGAACAAGCGGGACCUGCAGCGCGGGCGGGUCAUCCCGCGGCACAACGUGUCGGACCUGGUGCGCAAGAGCUGGAAGUGCGGCUACGUGGAGUGCUCGGCCCAGUUCAACUGGCACAUCCUGCUGCUGUUCAGCGAGGCGCUGCGCAGCGUGGGCUGCACCCGCUGCAAGCACGUCCACGCCACCAUCCGCUUCCAGCGCGCCCUGCGGCGGGAGCGCUGCGCCGUCAUGUGACCCCGCCCUCCUGUGGUGGGGGGGGGGGAACGCUGCAUGGUCAUGUGACUCCGCCCUACUGAGGAGGGGGCGGGAACGCUGUGCGGUCAUGUGACUCCGCCCUCCUGUGGGGGGGGCGGGAACGCUGUGCGGUCAUGUGACUCCGCCUUCCUGAGGGGGCGGGAACGCUGCAUGGUCAUGUGACUCCGCCCUCCUGUGGGGGGGGCGGGAAUGCUGUGCGGUCAUGUGACUCCGCCUUCCUGAGGGGGCGGGAACGCUGCACCCUCAUGUGACUCCGCCCUCCUGUGGGGGGGUGGGGGGGUGGGUGGGUGACUCUUCUUCCCCAACUAACAUUUGGGCAUCUGUUGAGCCCUCGCUGCACUGCUACUUCCUGCCCCCCCCCCCCCUCCCAAAAAAAAAUACACCUUCUCGUGACUGCUGAACUCUGCCCUCUCCCUCUGCUGCCAAAGUCUGAGCCUGGUUCAGCGCUGGGCAUAAGGUGCCAGGCUAGUCCUGCUGCCCUGGGUUCCCACCAAAACCAAAAUCCUGAGCUUUGCGAUUCUGAGAUUCGGAAUGCACAUUUGAGCAAUUGCUAAUCUAGACCAGAAGCCAAACGAAUGAACAAACAAGACAAAAGGAAACAAAACAAAACAGAACAGUCUGGUGUCUGACGUGGGAUCGAAUUAAGUCAGAUGGAGUUGCAAAGCUACCGUUAAACAACAAGGAUUCGGUUUACUCCGCUGGCCAGGAAGCGUGUCGUCGGCUCGGAUCAAAGCCGACGUCCCCGAGCUCCUGGGACAAGCCGAUGGUGUUUUCUGCGUUUCGGCUAAGCGCAGACACCCCCCUGGCCUGCGGGGAGGCAACAGUCGCAGGAAGGCUAAGAGCCUUGGUUGUUCAGCACAACGGAGAACGGUGAAGUGCCAAAGAAUAUGGGUCUUCUGUAGCUUGUGCCAGUAACUCUGUCGUUCACUUGUCCCUCCGUGACAUGAUUCUGUUAAGGUAGACAGUUCUCCUGUUAAGAGUUUCGAUAUGAGGGGGGGACCCCGUAGAAUUAGCCGAUGUUUAAGAGUGUCCAUGUCCUGCUUGAUAUUUAACAGAUGUGUGGAGCCCCAUGUGGAGUUACACUGCCCUGCACUUCUGACACCCUGACACAUCAGAGACAGAGGGAUGCAGGAGGGCAUCAAUGCAAUACCUUCAGCCAAGUCCAGUGUCGAGUCUCCCAUGCUGUCUGACACAGAUGGCACACUUUCUCUUUUAGGGUGGUUUCUGUUUAAUUGUUUUUCCUGGAAAGAGCGCUGCUCAGGCUUAAUUUACACAUCUUAGCACAUGUUUAUUUUUUGUUGAAGCCUAUUUCCUUUCGAAUGGUUUUAUUUCUUAGUGUUAUUUUAUACUUACACUAGCCUUCCUUUAAGAUAUUGUACGUUUGUAUAGAGACCUGCCUGCUGUUCUGUGAAGGAUAACUGCAUGCUCCAAUAGAUUCUUUGACCUCCACCUGCCCCCCCUCCCCCCCCCCCCCCCCCUUAUGUUUCACCUCACUGGAGAAAAGGAGACUUCAUCAUUCACUCGGUUCCCUCCCCUCCCCCCCCCCCCCCGGGAUAUUGAGAGAGGCUGGGGUGGAGUGGAGAAAACCAGGAGCAAAUUGUCACGUCUGUGGUGGAGCGGUCCACUGAUGGCCCCGUGCGUCCCGUUUUCCCAGGCCGGGUUUCUCUUUGCCUUCCGGAACAUUCUGUGUGAGACCGCUGUAACGGAUGGCACGUUAUAUUCAAAACGGCUGAAAUCGGGAAAAUACCGUUCAGAGCUUCCUGGGGUGUAUCACACUGACCUGGUUUAUCAAUAAAAAAAAUGUCACUUUCA